UUUGCGCGAAAAAUGGUCUGCCUACUAUUGUUGCCCAGUGAGUUAUUAUUUUUAUUAUCGGAGGAGAAAAUUGCGCGCGAGGUUCGAGAGAAUUGUAAAUAGUUUCAGCAGCGAAACUCAAUGUAUUAUUUUUAUUUGCUCUUGUUUGUUCUCAUUCCACUUAACGCCGAUGUGUGCACCGUUAUUUUGUUGACGGCACUUGGUUAUAAUUGCACAUAGUUUUGGGGAUGCACAGACUUAAAACUUUAAUAAAAACAUACGCUAUUGAAAAGGUUAAUAGUUUGAAACAUCGUUUUAUUCUAUUCGAACACCAUACAUACAUCUUCCGUGGCCGGCGUUUUGAUGUUUUCUUCUUCCUAUUUUUAGUUCAAAAUCAUUAA
Meloidogyne enterolobii is the source of this 380-nucleotide messenger RNA. Lineage: Eukaryota; Metazoa; Nematoda; Chromadorea; Rhabditida; Meloidogynidae. The record is from the annotation of a GenBank genome assembly.